AUGUUACCGCAUAUGCGGAUUUUAUCAUCGCAAUGGGCACAUAAUGAGCGGCGUAUUAUUCGUGAGCGGCAUGGGAGCGUGCUGUCGCGUGGACUCGUACUGAAGCGAGACCGAGCGGCAAUGAACAUUGAUGACGCAUUGGAACACGCCAUUGCGCUCGAAGGGGCGCCACUUUUUCGCGAAGCCGACAUGGACUUGGGUGUAUAUGGGGUAGCGCAGCCGACCGUCAUUGGACUCAAAACAGUACUCUCCGUACUGAUGUGUGAGCCGAAUCGCGAAGCAAGAAGCAAUCGCACGCGCCAGUGUGCUUGGAUAUGCACGCGGGAAGAGCCUGUGGUGUAUGUGGGCGACAUACCAUAUGUCUUACGAGAAGCAUACAAGCCAAAACAAACACUCAGCAUGAGCGACCGAGCUGAAAACCUAGAAGCUAUUGAGAAGCGGUUGAAGCACGAUAUCCUCGCUGAAGCAGCGAAGAACAACGGACUUGUACUCGUGCAUGAAGAACAGAAUGGUACGAUCGAACUCAAGUCGAAGUGGGUGUCUGUGCAGAAUGAGGAUGUUCGUACUGUUCGCGAGUUAUUUUCGUGGAUUCAAUCGUGUGGGUGGCGUGUCUCGUACCACCGACUUCCCAUUGCGCCUAAUCAGCCACUGGAGCACAAUUACCUCGAUGCAUAUACGCAAGUAAUCAAGAACACAGAUCCAAGAAGCACCUGCUUUGUAGCAAAUUGUGGCGCUGGUGUGUUCCGAACCACUUUUGCUAUGAUUGCUGCGCUGCUUGUACGUCGACGUCAGAUGCAUCUUUUGACACAAGUUGAUCCAUUCGCAGAAACUGGCGAGAACAUGACCUCGGAUACGCAUGUGCCGUCCAAGUCUCUUGGUCGUACACUACGCCGCGUUCAGGACAGCAUGGAACAGAACCAUCACUUGCUCCGACUUGUCCACGUGCUCAGCCACAGCCUAUCCACGUACGACACGCGCUCCGUGAUUGAGCAGCUAUUAAUGCAACCGACACUGCUCAAGUCGCUGCAAGAGGCGAAUUUGGGUGACUAUAGCAUGGUGCGCCAGCUGUGUGGACUGUUGGACCAUGGUCUCGCUUGCAAGGCAGUCGUCGAUGUUGCUAUCGACGGCUGUGCACAGGUUAUAAACAUCCGUGAGUCAAUCCUGUCGCAUCGUCUGCGCUACUCGACAGCGGCAGCGAUUGACGAGCUGGACGCCCAUUCACUCCUCCGACAUGCAGCCAAAGCACUGGAAGUUUACUAUUUCCUGAUUGCUUUCGCGAGUUAUGUAGAGGAGAGCAAGACCGCUCUGUUUCAAUUUCGCUUCGUUGACUGGCUUAAAGAGCGAGCUGAAAUCUGGCGCGGCAUUGGGCGCAUUCGUGGUUUACGCCAUCAUCUCUCGUUGUUUGAGCCAGUGGCUGAUCUUUCGCUCAUCAGCCGCGGCGAUGCUGCCGAACUCGCUGCGCCCAACGACUCUGUCAAGCAACGAUUUGGUGAAGUGAGAGCACAAGGGGCGCUUGUCACCGGCGAUGAGUUUGCCGAGUUCGUCGUGCGAAACCGUGCAGGCACCGUCUUGCGUCCGGGGCUUUUGUUGAAGCGCGACGUCUGGCUCGAGUUUUCUCUGCACGAUAAGGCACACCAAGUACGUGGAGCCGUGAACUUCCGUCGUGUCGCGCACACCAAUAUAUUUGGCACAGGGCAACCAUCCGUGGAAGGCAUUCGAAACCUACUCAUAACAGUGCUUGAUGAUGAAUUAAUGCAACACAUUGACGAAAACUGCAGUGUCUUGUGGAUCAACCUUCGUGAAGAGCCGCUAGUCUACGUGAGUGGACGUCCAUAUUGCCUACGGCAGCGUGAGCUAUCAUUGCGCAACAUCACCGAUUACAGUGGCAUCACACCUGAGCGCCUCGCACAACUGGAGGACAGAUUGCGGCACGACGUCGUUCGCGAACUUUCCAGCAGCGACAACAAGUUACUCUUGCAUUCAGAGACAGAGGAUGGCACAGUAGUGCCGUUGUGGGAAGAUGCAGAGGCAAGCGACAUUGCAACGGUACAAGACGUCAUGGACCAGGCAGCUACGUCAUUGCCGAAGCAUAGUCAGCUGAUAUUUCGUCGUAUCCCCAUUACCGCAGAAAAAAGUCUAGAGUACUCGGAUGUCGAGGACCUGCUGCAUACUGUACUGCACAGCUAUGACGCGCGUAUGCCAAUCAUUGUAAACUGCCAGUUAGGCCGCGGCCGCACAACGCUCGUGUCUGUAUUCAUUCUGCUUAUCGAGCGCUGGAUGGGCAAUACACCUCCACGACCAUCCACAGGCAGUGGACCGCGCCUGACAUAUCAUCUGAUCAACAGCCUGCUCCGUGUAGUCCCACAUGGCCAGGAAAUCAAGCGCGUGGUUGAUGACGCGAUCGACGCAUGUGGCUUUAUACUUAAUAUACGCGAAGCCAUCGAGCAGGAGCGACUGCGUGCACUUGAUGCCUCCAGCGAUGAUGAGCGGCAACAACACGUUGUGUAUGGCGUGCGCAGUUUGCGGCGCUACUUCAACAUUCUCCUCUUCCAGGCGUAUCUCGACAGUGUGCGCCCAGAUACCAUUGUAACGCAGUCGUACGAGCAGUUCGUCCGGAAACAGCCUGUAAUCGAGACGAUAGCGCGCGAUCUAGAGCGCAUAGAUCUGUCGACACUCACACCGCUACGGAAAGUCGAUAUUGGUGACGGACUGGCACUCACGGAUGAGGUCGAGGAAGUUGUGCGGAACCGUACAGGCAAUAUUUUGAGCGCAUCGACCAUCCUCAAAUCUGACUUUUUCAGUGGAAUUCUCAAAGCUGGUCUGCCGAUUCGCAUAGACGGUAUGCCGAACCUGCGAUGCGUUUGCCCGUUGAUUCCCCUACAACACACACGCGUCACACCUCCAACGCCUGCCGCCAUAAGCACAGCACAAGAAACGUGGGGUUGCGGCAUGCCGACGAUCGAUGGCCUACGAGCAGGUCUCACACGCAUGGGCGCCGGUGUUGGUGGUCGUACACAGAUUGUGUGGACAAAUCUUCGAGAGGAACCUGUGCUGUACGUGAAUGGACGGCCGCACGUCUUGCGACUCGCUGACGAGCCCCUUACCAACAUGGAGGCAACGGGGGUUACGACUGACGUCGUCGAGCGAAUUGAGUGCGCACUGCAGCGCGAUUUACGCGAUGAGGCCCAGCGGCGAGACAGGCGUGUUUUGUUGCAUGACGAGGUUGCGUCGGGCGAUGGAGAAUAUACGAUUGUGCCCGUGUGGGAGACCGUGCACGACUCUGACAUCUUGACGCCACGAGAAGUGUACGAGCGCAUGCGCAAUGAGGGCUUCCAUGUCGACUAUGCACGCGUGGCGAUCACAGACGAACAAGCACCUGUACCAGACGUGUUUUCGCAACUGGAAGAGCGUGUGCAGCAUGCGAUUGAUAUACACGCGAUGUGCGUCUUCAACUGCCAGAUGGGACGCGGGCGCACGACCAGCGGCAUGGUCAUCGCGUCGCUGAUUGUCAGCGUGCGUGAAUUUGGUCAUUCAUGGCUCGAGCAGCGUGCGGGCAUAGCCAUGGAUGAGGCCCACACCACGGACGAGUCGCGUGAGUUGCGUGAAGAUGAACUGCGAACUGAUGGCGAGUACCGCUGUAUCCUGCAGUUAGUCGGAGUAUUGUCGCAUGGCCGACUAGCUAAGACACUGCUAGAUCGAGUGAUCGACCGAAUGGAAACGAUCCAGAAUCUGCGCAAAGCCAUUAGCAUGAUGAAGCUGCGUGCAAAUAGUGCCGAGCCCGGCUCGCCACGGCACAAGCAGCUGGUAACUGUGUUCCGCAAUUACCUUGGCAGGUAUGGCUACUUGAUUGCGUUUGCCAGUUACCUGCUCGAAAAGAUCCGAUUUAAAGAGCAGAUAUGGCAAGAUGAUGAUACAUCGUCCAUUAUGCCAUCCCCACAGUACCUAGCGCAUCGCCCACGACCUGGAUCGAUGGACGAGGCUGCAGACCAGACCCGUGCAUUCCCAUGCUUCCCUGUGUGGCUGCAAAAACGCCGAGAAAUCAGCGGGAUCCUGGACCGCGAAGAGCUCGAUUAG
Molecule: messenger RNA, 4074 nt
Organism: Malassezia globosa CBS 7966
Lineage: Eukaryota; Fungi; Basidiomycota; Malasseziomycetes; Malasseziales; Malasseziaceae
Exons: 1
Coding region: 1-4074 (1357 amino acids)
Cellular component (GO): cytoplasm
Molecular function (GO): protein tyrosine phosphatase activity
Source: RefSeq, a predicted model, not a curated record